Oryza sativa Japonica Group (Japanese rice) is the source of this 907-nucleotide messenger RNA. RefSeq lists its product as uncharacterized. Lineage: Eukaryota; Viridiplantae; Streptophyta; Magnoliopsida; Poales; Poaceae. The record is from RefSeq and is a predicted model, not a curated record.
ACCAUCGAUCGAUCAAGCUACCAUUUGUUAGAUGCAGCAGCCCAUCUACCAUCUCACUUUAUCCAUCCCAUUUCCUUAUAUAUAUACGCACGCACGCACAUUCAUCGAUCGAUCCGUCGAUCGGUGAGUGACUCACAGGCACAGCUCGAUCGAUCGAUCGAUCACCAUGGCCGCCUCCGCCACUCGCAGUAGUAAGCUCCUCGCGUUGUGGCUGUGCUGCGCGCUGCCGCUCAUCAUGUCCUCCACCGCCGCCGGCACCACCACUGCCACGACGCCGGCGGUCCAGCAGCAGCCUCAGCCUACGGCGGCGGCAGGCGCCGGCGAAGGUGUCGUGCCAGCUCCGACGACCUCGACGGCGGCGUCGAACGUGGCAGCUGCCGAUACGACUUCCAAGAAGAUACCAGUGGAAGGAGCAGGGCCGCACGAGGAGUACGUGCCGGCGGCGGAGGUGGCGUCGGCGCUGCCGGUGCCGAUCCCCGACGGGAACCCCGUGGAGGGCGCCUUCACCAACGGCGGCCUCGGCGGCAACCAGGCCUUCUUCCCCGGCUCCAGCGGCUACGGCACGGCGGCGGGCCUCGGCGCCGGCGGCUUCGGCCCGUACGGCGGCUACGGCGGCGGCCCAGGGACGUACGGCUACAACGGCCCAUUGUACUUCGGCUCCGCGCCGACGAGAACCGGCUCGCCGGCCGGAUCUUGCGCCGCCGCCGCCGUGUUGCUCCUUCUCUCCGCCGCGGCCAUGUAUAUUUGAGAUAAUAAUUAGUUAAUUACUCGGUUAUAAAUCCUAAUUAAUUAAGCUAGUAUGCGGGAGCAGUAAAUUUACACUCAUGUUAAUGUUAAUUACCUAAGUAAUACUCCUAUAUAUGAUUAAUGAUUUGUAUAUGUUAAUGGUGAUUAUUUUUCGAGGGGA